CAAAUCCAGGCCCUGCUGGCUCCCCCGAAGAGCGAAGAUGGGGAGAAGAGGAGCAGGAGGCCCGAGAAGGAGCCCAGGAGAAGUGGCAGGGCCACUAACCACGACAGCUGCGAUAGCUGCAAGGAAGGAGGGGAUCUGCUGUGCUGCGAUCACUGCCCCGCCGCUUUCCACCUCCAGUGCUGCAACCCUCCGCUCAGCGAGGAAAUGCUGCCUCCAGGGGAGUGGAUGUGUCACCGCUGCACCGUGCGCCGAAAGAAGCGAGAACAGAAGAAAGAGCUGGGGCAGGUAAAUGGAUUGGUGGACAAAUCUGGGAAAAGGACCACCUCCCCAACCAGUGACGCAGACCUGUUGGACAGGUCUAGCAGCAGCAUCAGGGCUAAUGCGCAUGCCAGGAUCUUGGAAAGGAGAGCAAGCCGGCCUGGCACUCCCACAUCCAAUGCCAGCACCGAGACCCCCAACUCAGAGCAGAAUGAUGUGGAUGAGGACAUAAUUGACGUGGAUGAUGACUCUGCCAUUGCAGAAAUGGACUGUGGGCAGCCCCAGCUGAAGCGACCCUUUGAGCUUCUUAUUGCUGCUGCCAUGGAAAGGAACCCCACGCAGUUCCAGUUGCCGAAUGAGUUGACCUGCACCACAGCACUUCCAGGUACUAGCAAGAGGAGGAGAAAGGAAGAAACCACAGGAAAGAACGUCAAGAAAGCACAACACGAGUUAGACCACAAUGGUUUGGUUCCCUUGCCAGUCAAAGUCUGCUUCACAUGCAACAGGAGUUGCAGAGUGGCACCUCUAAUUCAGUGUGAUUAUUGCCCACUUCUGUUCCACAUGGAUUGUCUGGAGCCACCUCUUACUGCCAUGCCUCUGGGUAGAUGGAUGUGCCCAAAUCACAUAGAACACGUGGUGCUGAACCAGAAGAACUUGACCCUGAGUAAUCGGUGCCGAGUAUUUGACCGGUUCCAGGAUACCAUAUCUCAGCACGUUGUCAAAGUGGAUUUCUUAAACCGAAUCCAUAAGAAACAUCCUCCGAAUCGCAGAGUUCUUCAGUCAGUGAAGAGAAAGGGUUUGAAGGUUCCUGAUGCUAUAAAGUCCCAGUACCGGCUUCCACCCCCGUUACUUGCGCCUGCAGCAAUUAGAGAUGGCGAGCUGAUCUGUAACGGGAUCCCCGAGGAACCCUUGCAGAAGCACCUUUUGAACACUGAGCACUUAGCCAGCCAGACAGAACAACAGGAGUGGCUCUGUAGUGUUGUUGCGCUCCAGUGCAGCAUAUUGAAACAUUUAUCUGCUAAGCAGAUGACUUCGCUUUGGGACUCUGAACAAACAGAGAAGGCUGAUAUUAAGCCUGUUAUUGUGGCAGACGGCGCGCUCGCCAACCCUUACCAGGCAGCUGACAAGGCACCCACACCUUCCCUCUAUUCCAUGUCAUCCUGCACCUCAGGGAUUACCACCCAGAAUUCCUUGAGUUCCUCACAAUCCCAGCAGACUUUGUCACAGGAAGAUGUCAACUGCAGCUCCUGUCUAGAUAAAUCCAAGAAGGUGUCUUCUUGCGGGACUUCUAACGGGCCGACAGCCUCUGAUGUUAAAGUAAAUGGUCCUCAUUUCUAUGGCGUUUCGUCCGAACCUUCAGCACAGUUGACUGACUCCCAGAGGCUGGUUGGAGCUGGUAACACAAUACCUGUUUUGUCUCAUCGGCAAACGUGGCCCAGGCCCCUCACGCCCCCAGCCACUUGCGGACUUCUGAAUCACACGAUUGGAACCAUUGUCAAAACGGAGAACGUAGGAGGACCCGUUCCUUGUGCACAAAGGGGUUCUGUGCCAGUCACAAGUAUGCCUACUUCCAUCUCGAGUUCCUGUGCCAGCCUGGAGACCACCAGCACUUUGCAAAGGAAGAACGUGCAGACACAGAUCGGACCGCCGCUCACAGCGGACCUGCGAUCCAUGGGCUCCCCUCUGACUGCCACCAGGGCUCUCACCCCUCCCCAGGCUGCAGGAGAUGGGAUCUCGGCUGUUGGAUCCACAAACAGAUUCUGUUCACCAGCACCACCUUCAGAUGGUAAGGUCAGCCCCAGCACCUUAUCCAUAGGAAGCGCUUUAACUCUACCCUCAUCACUCACUUCGAGCUCUGCAGCUAUGUUGGACCUCACCAGUUCCCUGAAAGCGUUUAUGGAUGGCGAGAUUGAGAUAAAUAUGCUGGAUGAGCAGCUGAUCAAGUUUCUGGCCUUGCAAAGAAUACAUCAGCUCUUUCCUUCCAAAGCUCAGUCUCUAGCAAGCAGUGUCAGUGCCCAUCAGCAAUCUCCUGUGGCAAACCACAUUGAAGCGCAAAGAAAGGAAGUGCAAGCCCGGGCAGUGUUCUACCCUCUGAUGGGCCUGGGGGGUGCAGUCAAUAUGUGCUAUCGAACCCUCUACAUUGGGACAGGAGCCGAUAUGGAUGUGUGCCUUACAAGCUAUGGUCACUGUAACUACGUGUCCGGCAAGCAUGCCUGCAUAUUCUACGAUGAGAAUACGAAACAUUACGAGCUGUUGAACUACAGCGAGCACGGGACAACGGUGGACAACGUUCUCUAUUCGUGUGACUUCUCGGAGAAGAUGGCUCCCACUCCUCCCAGCAGUAUUGUUGCCAAAGUGCAGAGCGUGAUAAAGCGACACAAAAGCAGGAAGCAGGAAGAGGAGCCGCACGAAGAAGCCGCCGUGAUGAACUCGCAGGCGCAAGGGCAGCAUCGGAAACCCUGCAACUGCAAAGCCAGCAGCUCCAGCUUGAUAGGGGGCAGCGGGGCUGGCUGGGAGGGGACGGCCCUGCUCCACCACGGCAGUUACAUCAAGCUGGGCUGCCUGCAGUUCGUUUUCAGCAUUACCGAAUUUGCGACCAAACAGCCCAAGGGGGGGGACGCUGCCUUAGUACAAGACAUGGACUUGGAGGAGAAGCUUUCUCUGAAACCCCACCAGGUGCCCGUGCUGCGGUCCAACUCUGUUCCCUAGGAAUUGGGAGGAAGAGAGCUUUGGAGACAAGGAAAACGCCCUCAGACUCUUGCCACGCAAAAAAAAAAAACUGUACAAACCUUGGUGGGAUUUUUUUUCUACGUCAGCCCAGA
Messenger RNA from Numida meleagris (helmeted guineafowl), 3080 nucleotides. It is a transcript of the gene PHF12, whose product is annotated as PHD finger protein 12. The record is from RefSeq and is a predicted model, not a curated record. Gene Ontology annotation, biological process: negative regulation of transcription by RNA polymerase II. Gene Ontology annotation, cellular component: nucleus; Sin3-type complex. NCBI's taxonomy places the organism in Eukaryota, Metazoa, Chordata, Aves, Galliformes, Numididae. Gene Ontology annotation, molecular function: transcription corepressor activity; protein binding.